AUGGAGUGCAAGGCUGAGGGAAGAGAAAAAUACCAACAUAGCUUGAAUUUACUGAAUAAAGUUAAGAACAUGAAAGAAUUAGCGGAAAUGAUUGACGUAGUACUCAUAGCAGAAGGGGAGAAAUUUCCUUGCCACAGGCUGGUCCUGGCUGCCUUCAGUCCGUAUUUCAAAGCCAUGUUCACCUGUGGACUACUCGAAUGUUCUCAAAGGGAAGUCAUACUUUAUGACACCACAGCGGAAAGCGUGUCGGUGAUCUUGAACUACAUGUACAAUGCGGCUUUGGAGAUCAGUAAUGCCAAUGUUCAGACGGUAGCGAUGGCUGCCUAUUUUAUGCAGAUGGAAGACAUCUUUAGUGUGUGUCAGAAAUACAUGAUGGACCACAUGGAUGCCUCGAACUGUGUAGGCAUCUAUUAUUUCGCAAAGCAGAUUGGAGCUGAAGAUUUAUCUGAUCAAUCGAAGAAAUAUUUAUAUCAGCACUUUGCCGAGGUGAGCUUACACGAAGAAAUAUUAGAAGUUGAAGCACACCAAUUUCUGACGCUCAUUAAGUCAGAUGACCUAAACAUAUCCAGGGAGGAGAGCAUUCUGGACUUGGUCCUCAGAUGGGUGAACCACGACCAAGAGUCACGCACAGAGCACCUUGUCGAGCUUCUGAAGCAAGUCAGGCUGGAGCUUAUAAAUCCUGCUUUCCUAAGACAAGCCCUGAAAAGGAACACGAUGCUUCUGUGCGACGCAGCUUGCAUUGACAUUAUUCAGAACGCGUUCAAAGCCAUCAAGACCCCCCGGCAGCAGUCCCUAAAUCUCCGCUACGGCAUGGAGACCACCAGUCUCUUGCUCUGCAUCGGCAACAAUUCUUCAGGAAUCAGGUCAAGACACAGGAACUACGGGGAUGCCAGUUUUUGUUAUGACCCCGCUUCACGGAAGACCUACUUCAUCUCGUCUCCCAAGUACGGAGAGGGCUUGGGGACCGUGUGUGCUGGCGUCGUCACAGAGAACAACACUAUAAUCGUGGCCGGAGAGGCAAGCGCCUCCAAGCUUUCUAGACAAAAGAGCAAGAAUGUGGAAAUCUACAGGUAUCACAACAGAGGAAACCAGUUUUGGGAGAAGCUGUGCACAGCUGAAUAUCGAGAGCUGUACGCUCUGGGCUGUGUUGGCAAUGAUCUCUAUGUCCUGGGGGGACAGAUGAAGGUUAAAAACCAGUAUCUCAUCACAAACUGUGUUGACAAGUACUGCGCAGAGCGGGACAGUUGGAGAAGAGUGUCUCCCCUCCCGCUGCAGCUGGCAUGCCACGCCGUAGUCACCGUGAAUAAUAGCCUUUACGCGAUCGGAGGCUGGACCCCUCAGGUGGAUCUUCCUGAUGAAGAACCGGACCGACUAAGCAACCGACUCCUGCGGUAUGACCCCAGCCAAGACCAGUGGACAGAGCGGGCGCCCAUGAAGUUCUCGAAGUACCGAUUCAGCACGGCCGUCGUCAACAGUGAGAUUUAUGUUUUGGGUGGGAUUGGCUGUGUAGGUCGAGACAAAGGCCAGGUUCGAAAGUGCCUCGAUGCGGUGGAGAUCUAUAACCCCGAUGGGGACUUCUGGAGAGAUGGCCCACCUAUGCCAAGCCCCCUGCUCUCCCUCCGAACCAAUUCUACCAGCGCAGGAGCAGUGAAUGGGAAGCUCUACGUCUGCGGAGGAUUCCACGGAGCAGAUCGACAUGAGGUUAUCUCCAAAGAAAUACUGGAGCUAGACCCAUGGGAAAACCAGUGGAAUGUUGUGGCCGUUGAUGUCCUCAUGCACGACAGUUACGAUGUCUGCCUGGUGGCCAGGAUGAACCCCCGAGACCUCAUCCCCCCGCCUUCAGAUCUGGUGCAAGAAGGCAGUGAGCACUGAAGUCGGUGUUUGCUGGAGGCUCCUGCUGUGUGUGCGCAGGAGCCGCUAGGAAUGGAGAGAGCCCACGGGCACCAGCCAGUCCCCCUGGACAUGUGUGUUGCAUGCAUAGUGGCCCGUGUGCAAAGCAGUGCGUGCUGGGUGCUGUGAUAGGGAGGGAGCAGAGUCCACGCUCAGGGAUGGGUGGUCGGCUCGGAUGGACAAGACGUUCCAAGGCCACGUGUGGCGAUGGCACGGAGGACACAGGUGAGCGCCGUAGGGACCCAGGAGGGAGGACAGCACUGCCGAGGAGCAGGCCUUUCACCAGGGCCUCGGAGGAUGAGGAGGCAGCAGGCCGGUGGGUGCAGCUGACGGGGCCCUCACAGCAACGGCUGAGCAGAGGCCCAGGGCUGGGCCAGGCUGCCGGGGCCACAGGCCCUGCCGCUGAGGCUGGAGAGGGAGGUGGCAGAGGAGUGACCGACGCCUGGACGACUCUGGUGGCAGAGUGAGUGGGCCUGGUCUCUGAGCAGGGGACGUGCCUCAGCACCCUGUCGUGUUAAAGGGGACGUCCCCCUCUGCUCUGUUCUGGUUUCGGUCCUACGAAGGCUUUCUAUUCUUGCGUACGAUAUGCUUCUACCGCAACAACAUCGCCCAAAACGGGGCUCGCGAUGGACCACAAGUUCCAACAGCCAAGGCCCUGAAGCCCGACCACAGUGAGCAGAGGGGAACCCCACCCUGGGCCAGGUCGGCGUCAGGGACGGGGGGGGGGGCGCCCUGCCGCCUGGUCCACUCACGCUGGCGCACAGUGUCCGGGACGAGCCUCACCAAGCUGCCCUUGGCCGGCUCUCAGGCGCACAUGACCUUCGGGACAUGGGCCCUGGCUGCAUGCACCUGGCGGAGGCCACCCAUAGACCAGGCUUCGGAGCGGAGGAGGCAGGAAGCAUGUGCUCUUGGCUCCCGGCCGCCUGCCCUCUUACUCAGCCUUUGCAACGUCUCCCCCGAGACUGGAAGGUAGGGAUGGAGCUGCCUGCCUCGGCCCACGUUGAGCAUAAUCAGCAAACAGGCGCUCCCAGAAUGUACUUGAGGGCUGACAUUUAAACGACGCAUGGGAAAUGCAUCUGUCUUGCUCGCCGUCCAUACUCCCGACAGCACAGUGGAUUCAGAGUGCAUCUCAGUAGCGGUUCUUCAAUAGCUUCAGGUUGUCCCCCAGCAGGCCAGACUCCGGGGGGACAGGGGCCGUGUCUGUCCCUUGCACCUCAAAACUGUGCUACUUGGAGCCCGCAGUGAGCAAAGUGUGCUUUCAGGCAGUGAGGCCCGUGCCCUUCCCUAGCGUUUAUGCAGAGGGUUCUAAGGAGACCUCCCACGUGCGUCCCAGUGAGCUGAUCCUUCUCCCUACUCUGUGGGGUCUUUUUCUUGCUGCAAAGGCAGAGCAGUUCCUGUGAGUGGGCUGGGCCGGCCGUGGCAGCCAUGGUCGCAGAGCCCCCCCCAGGUCUGCUUCCCCAGCUUCCUCUUAGCAGAACCACGGCGCCUGCUCCACACACACACCGGAAGCCGCCACGUUUGCCUGCAUCAAGGAGCCUUGUCGGCGCGUCACCAUCCAUCCUCUGGAGGCCCUGGGGUCAAGAUCUCGGCCCUGGCGCCAGCCUUGCUCCUUAGCCAGCUGUGUGGUCCUGGCCAACAUAACCCUUCCAAAGCCUUAUUUUCCCCAAAUGAAGAACGGGAAGAAAAAGUCUUUCCUAGGGUUGGUGUGAGGACUGAGUGAGAAAGUGCUGAGCACAGUCCCUGUUCGAUACCAAAACAACAAGCACCCUUCACCCGCCGUUCUUUCUAGUGGCACCGCCAUUGUAACCCGCGUUUCCCGAAGCCUGGCGCCCACAACAACCAGUCCCUGGGUGGGGGGACUCAUGAGGUUGGAGGGGAGCCGUGCACAUGUGUGAGGGGUUCCCAGCGCCCCAGCCCCAGGCCCUCCGCGGGGCGUGCAGAUACACACGCAAGCCUUCGCUUCAGCGUCUGUUUUAAGCCCAGGGUGCUUUUAGUCUGACUUUCGUAUUUGUCAUUAAACACGAGACGCCUCGGCCCUCCUGUUGGCGGAUUUUGCCGGAGACUCGGCUUUGAAUUCCUACCGCCCUUCCUUCCUCUCAGCUGAAGGCUGUCCCCGUAUCUCAGUGGAGGACUCCGGAAACCUUGACUCUUUGCCAGCUCUUCUCUUGUGGGACAGGAUUCCUGGACACUGAGCCGCGCAGAACAUAGCGGGGGGAACCUGGAUGCUGAGGCCCGUGAGAGACGGCCGCCGCCAGCUCGCUGCUGCCCGGUGUCCCCCAGAAAGUCCACUGUCCUCACUGAUCGACUUUAUGAUGAGCGAACACUUUAAAUUGGAACUUACAAAUAAAAACGUGCUAAUG
This is a messenger RNA of Hyaena hyaena (striped hyena), 4250 nucleotides long. RefSeq names its product kelch repeat and BTB domain containing 12 (gene KBTBD12). The transcript has 5 exons. Gene Ontology annotation, molecular function: protein binding. NCBI's taxonomy places the organism in Eukaryota, Metazoa, Chordata, Mammalia, Carnivora, Hyaenidae. The record is from RefSeq and is a predicted model, not a curated record. The coding region runs from base 1 to 1872 and encodes 623 amino acids.